Molecule: messenger RNA, 466 nt
Organism: Xenopus laevis (African clawed frog)
Lineage: Eukaryota; Metazoa; Chordata; Amphibia; Anura; Pipidae
Gene: spcs1.L
Product: signal peptidase complex subunit 1 L homeolog
Biological process (GO): protein targeting to ER; protein maturation
Cellular component (GO): endoplasmic reticulum membrane; membrane; signal peptidase complex
Source: RefSeq, marked provisional
GCGCGAUCAUGUUGGGAAUAUUGAGCUCCGUCCCGACCCAGAUGGACUUCAAGGGUCAGAAACUCGCUGAACAGAUAUUCCAAGGCAUCAUCCUCUUCUCUGCGGUCGUGGGCUUUCUCUAUGGUUAUGUGAUUGAGCAGUUUGGUUGGACCGUGUACAUUGUGAUCGCAGGAUUUGCUGUCUCUUGUUUGCUGACCCUGCCCCCGUGGCCCAUGUACAGAAAGAACCCGCUGAAAUGGCUCCCGGCGCAGGACUGUGCCCAGGAUGAGAAGAAGCAAACGGAGAAAAAGCCCAAAAAGCACAAAUAGCCUGGGGGCGUGGCUUGUGGGCGGAACCCAUCUGUGACCAAAUCUGGAGAAUGGACUUGAGCCAGGGAGUGGGAGGAGCUUUCUGCUAAGCAGAACAUUGGGCAGUGCCGGGGGCGGAGCCAUGUGUGUUUUGUGUCCAAUAAAUCCAUUGUCAGAAA